GUGCUUUGUGGGAUUUGGGAAAUGUUUAUUUACCCUUUUCCAGUUUCAUAUCUACACGUGCCUUUUUGUUUACGUAAACUCUUCAUACACGUGCACUGUGAUGGGUUUGAGCUCUGGAACGUUUGAACGCUGUCGUCAUUGUGACGUCAUGGGAACUCGUUCUAAAGAACGCAAUUGAAGUCGAGAUUAGACGGAAUAAACAAAACACAGCGAAAGGAUGAGCACAACAGAAGAAACAGUAAUGUCGUUUGCUCCAGACUCAAGGAGCAGUCCAACAAGGAAAGAUUUCUCUCAGCAAACCGCAGAAGCUGAGGAAGUUCUGGCACACGGGAAAAAUAGCUUGCAUGCCACCAAAAUAGAGAGCAUUCAACUGCCUUCCAUUAGCACCAUCAAAUCAACUGCUCCUAUAAUAAUUGUAGAAGAGCUUGAACGAGCAGGUGCCGUACUUUCAGCAAAGAUCCCUGAGAAACCAAAACUUCUCCCAAGGAGGCAGAGAACGGAGCCAAAUAGAAUUUCCCCAGUCAAGACAGAUGAUCAGUUGUCUGACAUCAUGGAACCAGCAAAGAGCACACACAUGAAGAAAUAUUCAGCAGCACAUGAGGGGAAGGUAACAUUCAACCUUGCGGAGAAUAUGUACUUCAGCGAUACAGAGGACAGUUGUUAUUCUCCCGAGGCUUCAGUUAUUGAGGUAUCUCAAAUAAGAGCCGACAUUACUGAUGCUGUCCUGGAAUACGUCACCUCUACAUCAUUCAAGAAUCAGCUCAGUCUGCGGAUUAUUAACGACAUUGAUGCUAAUAUAGCAAAAGCCGUGUCCCAGGUUCAGAGGAAAGAGCAUGCCCAAAGAUUCGCUACAGCAAAAGAUAGGGAAGAAUACCUCUCCCAGGAGCAACAAUCAAGCAACAUUCUGUCCACACCUGGGUUUAGUGAGGGUAUUGCUUCUGUGAUUGGCUUUGCACUGAUGGAAGUAAGAGAAGACAUGAAAAAUAAUUUUACAAGCCAGUCACACGAACUUAGAACAGAAUCACCAUCAGCAUGCAACUUUGUAAAUGAAAUAGUGGGCAAUGUCUUUGACAGCAUGCUUGAAUCCUUGUUACCCAUGAAUGAUGAUCACUGUCAUCCGAACUGGGAUGUUAGCACUAAUGAGGAUUCUAGCAUGACUGAUAAUCUUUUUAUUCACGAGUCUGAUGCAGUGAUUGAGAAUGACCCUCUGACCUCAAGAGUUGAAUCUGACACGGAUUUGGCUGAAAGCGUUCUUGAGGUCGUUGCUUCUUCUGAGGAAACCAUUCCUUCUGACAUUACCUCUCAAGGGGUUCACCAGGAACAUGCUAAGCCUGUCCCUUCACCACCUUCUGGUGAUAAGCCAAAUGCCAAAAGAGUAUGUGCCAGGAGAAGGGUACGCUUUGAAAAAGCCAGUUCUUGUCCAGACAUUGUAAGAAGUGGCAUACCUGAUCAGUCUCAACAAAAAGAGAGUGAAGUCAAGCAUAGCCAUUCUCUAACUGGCAUAGACAGGCUGUGAGGAAGGGAUCAUGAGACCUUAACAAAUACACUGACCACAGAGAGACUAGCAUCAACCAGUCAGCUCCAAGAACCAUCAACCUAAACUUCUGACCUAAACUGAUAUUCUGUCACCAUUUUCCACACUGCCAAUAUUCAUGCAUAAAACAAGAAACAUACUGUAGCAACAUAAACAUAGGUUAAAUAAAUACAGCUAAACUAAAAUAUAAAAAAGAAAUGUUGUUUCUUUCUUUCCCAAGAAUUAAUGGGAAAAAAAUCAUUAUUUUGAUAAGAGAGUAUGAUAAUUGUGAGGAAAGAACAUGUCAUAAAUCUUAAUCUUACACUGUAAAAACGUCCUGUAAAAUUACAGUAACAUACCGGCAGCAGGAUUUCCAACUGUUUAAUGUCAUUUGGUGUCUACACUAUAUUCUGAAUUAAAGUUUUUUAUUGUUUUAA
Tachysurus fulvidraco (yellow catfish) is the source of this 1950-nucleotide messenger RNA. RefSeq lists its product as uncharacterized. The record is from RefSeq and is a predicted model, not a curated record. Lineage: Eukaryota; Metazoa; Chordata; Actinopteri; Siluriformes; Bagridae. The transcript has 6 exons. Bases 218 to 1516 code for a protein of 432 amino acids.